AUGGCUCCCGGGCGAAAGAAGGCUGGCGCGAGCGCGCGCGGCAGGAAGCUGGCGGCCUUCCUGAAGGACUUCGACCGCGAGGUGAGGAGCCGGGUGGAGCAGCUGCGGACGAACGGGCAGCGCCUCGUCAAGGAGGCGGAGAACCUCUACAACAUCGAGAUCCUGCGGCUGCCGCUGGCGCUCCGCGAGAUGAACUGGCUGGACUACCUCGCUAAAGGAGGAAGCAAAAAGGUGCUGGAAGAGGCAGCAACGGCAGACUUGGAAAUAACAGAAAUAAACAAGUUAACAGCAGAAGUUAUCCAGACUCCUUUAAAAAUCAUCAAGAAAGUGGGAAAAUCGAAACAAGAUAUUGAAGCUAUUGAAGAAGAAGCAGAGCCUCCUUUGCUUCCUCUAGCAAAGAAAGCAAAACAUGAUAGCCAAUGUCUUCCAGAGCUAGAAGCUGAAAAUGUUAAUCCAAGAACUGGAAAGGCGAAGGCAUCCACUAAGAAAGUGCCAGUGUCCAGGAGCAGAAGAGCUCCUUCAGCAAGAGUGAAGCGCAUGAGUAAAAGAUCAAGCAAAAACAACUUUAUCACUCCAGCUACUGGUAGAAUUGUUGAUGUCUGUGCUCGAGGAGGUACCUCCAUGGUCACACCCAAAUUUGAUUCCAGAAUUUUCAAGACACCGGGUUUGCGCACGCCCGCAGUAAAUGAACGUGUUUACACCAUCUCUGCCAAUGGCAGCCCCCUUGCUGACAGCAACGAUAUCUUCAUUACAGUCCCUGUUGGAGGAGGGGAGAGCAUUCGUUUGACAGCAAGUGAUUUGACCAAGAAGAAUCUUCUUCAUCUGAAUCCGGAGGCCCAAGGAAGUAUGAAGAAGCUAUCAGUUCGGCUGGCACAAGCUUGCAGUGUUGCAAAAACCCAUAGAUGAAACUCGGCGAAUGUUGACAUCCCUCUGUAAAUACAGAAUGUUACAUU
Molecule: messenger RNA, 953 nt
Organism: Haliaeetus leucocephalus (bald eagle)
Lineage: Eukaryota; Metazoa; Chordata; Aves; Accipitriformes; Accipitridae
Gene: CDCA8
Product: cell division cycle associated 8
Exons: 10
Coding region: 1-906 (301 amino acids)
Biological process (GO): mitotic sister chromatid segregation
Cellular component (GO): spindle midzone; chromosome passenger complex; chromosome, centromeric region
Source: RefSeq, a predicted model, not a curated record